AUGAGCUCCGAGACGUCGCAACACACGUCUGUCAAUGGCGUCGUGAUGCGGGACCAUCUACAGCAGCCGGUCGAGCGAGUGACUGACCAGUUGGAAAUCCCUUCGCUAGACGACCGCGCAUAUCGCGUUAUACGUCUCCCGAAUAAAUUAGAGGCGCUAUUGGUUCAUGAUCCCGAAACAGACAAGGCCAGUGCAGCUCUCGAUGUCAAUGUCGGUAACUUUAGCGAUGAAGAUGAUAUGCCAGGCAUGGCCCAUGCCGUGGAACAUCUUUUAUUCAUGGGCACUAAGAAGUAUCCGGUAGAGAACGCAUACAACGUAUACCUCUCUUCACAUUCAGGAAGCUCGAAUGCUUAUACCGGAGCUACUUCGACCAACUACUUUUUCGACAUUGCCGCCAAGCCAAGCAACGGCGAAGAACCCUCUGAGACAAAUUUGUCCCCUCUGUAUGGCGGUCUAGAUCGAUUUGCUCAGUUUUUCAUCGAGCCCCUAUUCCUAUCGUCAACACUAGAACGUGAGCUACGUGCCGUCGACUCUGAGAAUAAGAAGAAUCUGCAGAGCGAUCAAUGGCGUCUUAAUCAACUAGAAAAGUCUCUGUCUAACCCCAAGCAUCCUUACUGCCACUUCUCGACAGGAAGCUUCGAGGUACUCAAAACGCUACCCGAAUCUAAAGGCAUAGACGUACGACAAAAGUUCAUCGAUUUUCAUGCAAAGCAUUACUCAGCCAACCGGAUGAAGCUAUGUGUCUUGGGUCGAGAACCGCUUGAUGUCCUUGAAAAAUGGGUGGUCGAGCUGUUUUCUGAUGUGCCGAAUAAGAAUCUUCCUCAGAAUCGCUGGGAAACCGAAGUACCGUUUGCGAAGGAGCAUCUGUCGAUGCAAUGUUUUGCCAAGCCAGUCAUGGACUCGAGAGAACUGAAUCUGUAUUUCCCAUUCCUUGACGAGGAGCUCCUUUUCGAGACGCAACCGAGCCGAUACAUUAGCCACCUGAUUGGUCACGAGGGUCCCGGCAGCAUAAUGGCGUACCUGAAAUCCAGAGGAUGGGCGAACUCAUUGAGUGCUGGUGCAUACCAAAUAUGUCCGGGUACUCCCGGCAUUUUCGACUGCCAGAUACGGUUGACGAAGGAGGGCUUGAAACAUUACCAAGAGGUCGUCAAAGUCUUCUUCCAAUACGUAUCGCUUCUCAAGCAAACGCAGCCGCAGGAGUGGAUAUUCGAAGAGCAGAAGGGUAUGGCGGAUGUUGACUUCAAGUUUAAGCAAAAGACUCCAGCAAGCCGCUUUACGAGCAAGAUAUGCGCCAUCAUGCAAAGACCAUUGCCUCGAGAAUGGCUACUCAGCGGACAAAGUCGCCUACGGAAAUUCGACCCUGAGGCCAUUGUUAAAGGGGUACAACUCCUACGACCCGACAACUUCAGAAUGACCAUUGUGUCUCGAGAUUUCCCUGGAAAUUGGGACCAGAAAGAACAAUGGUACGGCACAGAAUAUAAGGCCGAGAAGAUCCCCGAGGAAUUCCUGGCCGAAAUUUCCAAGGCGCUGAACUCUGCGAAAGAGGAACGUCUUCCAGCUCUCCACCUUCCUCAUAAGAACCAAUUUAUUCCGACCAAGCUAGAAGUAGAAAAGAAAGAAGUUGAACGACCAGCUCUAGCACCGCGAGUAAUCCGAAACGACGAAAUAGUACGGACAUGGUAUAAGAAGGAUGAUACAUUCUGGGUCCCGAAGGCGAAUUUGAUUGUCAGUGUCAAGAACCCGAUUAUCUUCGCAUCGGCAGAAAAUUCGGUCAAGUCGAAGCUAUUUACAGACCUAGUAAGAGAUGCACUAGAGGAAUAUUCAUACGAUGCCGAGCUUGCUGGGUUGCAGUAUAACGUUAGUCUCGACUCUAGGGGUUUGUUCGUCGAGGUUUCCGGUUACAACGAUAAGUUGCCGGUAUUACUGGAACAGGUUCUCAUUACGAUGCGAGAUCUCGAGGUUAAGGACGAACGAUUUGAAAUCAUUAAAGAGAGAUUGACUCGUGGCUAUAAAAACUGUGAAUUGCAACAGCCAUUUACCCAAAUCGGCGACUAUGUGUCAUGGCUCACGUCCGAGCACGAUUUCGUCGUGGAGCAAUUAGUGAACGAAUUACCUGGAAUUACAGCCGAGGGUAUUAGGCAUUUUUACAAUCAAAUCAUGUCGCAACUACAUAUUGAGGCUUAUGUACAUGGAAAUGUAUACAAGGAGGAUGCUCUCAAGUUAACCGACAUGAUUGAAAAGAUACUGAAGCCUCGCGUCCUUGCAAAGGAAGAGUGGACUAUCAUUCGAUCAUUGAAUUUUCCUGCGGGAUCAAACUUCCUUUUCCAGAAAACAUUGAAGGACCCUGCCAACGUCAACCACUGCGUUGAGUACUACCUUCACAUAGGCGACAAGGGAGAUCGAUUAGUCCGCGCCAAGACACAACUUCUGGACCAAAUCAUCCACGAACCGGCUUUCGAUCAGCUCCGGACCAAGGAGCAGCUUGGUUAUGUGGUCUUCAGCGGCCUGCGAAGUUCUGCCACAACUUAUGGGUUCCGCUUCAUCAUACAGAGCGAACGUACCUCAGAAUACCUCGAAUCUCGUAUCGAUUCCUUCCUUACUACACAGACUACCUCGCUUGAGAAUAUGAGCGAUGCAGACUUCGAAAGCCACAAGAGAAGUGUGAUCAUUCGACGUCUGGAGAAAUUGAAGAAUUUGGACCAGGAGACCGGACGGCACUGGGCACAGAUAAAUAAUGAAUAUUAUGACUUUGAAGCAGCCCAGCGAGAUGCGGCCCAAGUAAAGCAACUUACAAAACCAGAGAUGGUAAAGUUCUACGCAACCUACAUCAAACCUACGUCACCGACAAGAGCAAAAUUGGUAGUACAGCUCAUCGCACAAGGUGUCGGAUCCAAGGCAAAAGAAGCCGAGGAAACCAGCAACGGAGACACAACGGCAGUUUGGUCAAACGGUACAGAACCAGUCUUGAUUCAGAACGUAAGGGAUUACAAGGCAAGACUGUCGGUGACGGCAGGGGCUCGCCCGAUUAGGGAUCUCGAGCUGCUCAAAAGGCAGCUCGCCGCCAAAACGUCUUCCUCAAAGAAAAGAAAGAUUUCUACCCGCCAAUCCGCCGCUAAAGACGAGAGCUUAGAUCGCAGCACUUCCCCGGACACGCCUAUCCAAUCCUGCGAACAAGAUACCGAUCUUAAUUAUUCAUUCUCCGCGUCCUCCGAUAACCUUGCCUGCCCCGGAACAGACUCUAUCCCUCCGGCUUCGAGUCUCCCCCCUCGAUUGCAGACCAACACGAGCUCACUCGGUUACGCCGACUACACAUCCUCCGCUGCCAGCUCUCCAUCGGGCGCCUACGCUGAUCUGACCAUAAAUAGUGACCGUGGUGCUGACACCCCAGCGCCCGAGCUGGGUCCUGGUGCUGCCGGCUUAUACCCUCCUGGCAGAGCCAACUCGCCUUUCACCAAAACUACUCAUCACCGUGCUGUUAUGGGCGGCGCGGCCGACUUCCCCGACAGAGCAUCGUCCCCUCUAAAACGCCGUGCUUCUAGUAUGGACCCCGAUACCGUAGAACAAGACGCAACCGAAGACGUAGAUAUGAUCACAGCACCAGCCUCGGACACAUCCCCAGAUCCUUCUGGUGGGGCUACAGGAGCUGAUAACUCCGCGACUAGUGUGGAUUCUACAACAGAAAGCCAAGAUAAUAUGCAGACAGAGAAGUCGGAAGAGAAGACAGAAGAACCAAUACAGAUGAUGGACGUGUCGCCAGUGCACCAGCCACCAGCCUCGAUAGAAGCCCACGUGAAAGCCAUCGAAGCACUUGUGGAAGAACAGAGCGCCCAAUCACUUAAAGAGGGUCAAGAGUGUUUCUUAGUCUCAAAAACCUGGCUGGCUAAAGUACCAUACAAGUCGUCAUCGAAGCACGCCUCCGAGGAAUUGACCUUAAUACCACCUGUUGAUAAUUCGGACAUAAUUGAAGAGGUCAUAACUGACCCAUGCGUUGGUGAGACGGUUGAUAUUCUGAAGAGGAAGUUUGUACGGUUGAAGCAGGGUUAUGAUUCAGAACAAUUCACGGCUUUCCCUCGAUCUGCCUGGGAUCUACUUAUGCAAUGGCCCGGAUUAAAGGAGGAUCAGUUGCCUAUUCAGCGCUUCGCCCAUGCCACAAAGGAUGAUGGUACGAACGUCAUGUGGGAAUGGCACCCACCUGUGCUCACUAUAUACCGACUCUGGUCUGCAAUUAGCGAGUUGCCCGUUGAUGCAGCCUUGAAGGCCAAUAAUCCACCGCCGCCGAGGCUCGUCCGCAGUCGUUCGACGAAGUUCCAGACUUUUCUGAAGCAAGCAAAGAGGGUAACACAAAUAGAUCUGCCGCAGAGGGUUCGAGCUUGGAGUGUGCUAAGCCCACCAAUUUCCGAGAAUAAUACAGAGCCUCAGCCCUGGAAACACCUUUUAUUGGAUGUGGAAUCAUUUUUGGCUCUUGAGAGAGGUGGAGAAAGAGAUCUCGUUGAUUUUAGCGACCAGACAACCCAUCAAAACGCGAAGACAGUCAAGACACUCAGUUUUUUUAGCAUCUCGCAAGACCAGGCAAUUGUUCUAGAUCCACAUGAGAGUGGUAACAAUUGGACAUCAACUUUAACGACUACUCAAUCCCGUACCGCAUUGCCUUCCAGAGGCAGCGCCGCCAACCUUGUUACUCAAAAGAACAACACCACUAAAAGCGGUCGGACUAGUCCAGUAUAUUCUAAGCCAUUAACACGUGGUCGAGCCAAGGGAUCCGACCGAGUCGCCGGUUGUGUUGGAUUAGCUAAUCUAGGUAAUACUUGUUAUAUGAACGCCGCCAUUCAAUGCGUAAGAAGCGUCGAGGAGUUAACAAAAUACUUCCUUGUGGGAGAAUGGAAGAGGGAACUCAACAGAGAAAACGUUCUCUCCCACAAUGGUGACGUGGCCGCGGCCUAUGCCCAUUUAUUGGAAGAUAUUUACAAGGAUUCAGCACCACUUUCCGUGAGCCCCAGGCAAUUUAAGACAACAAUUGGGCGAUAUUCGGCUGGGUUCUCUGGUUAUGGCCAACAAGAUACCCAAGAGUUUCUUGGCUUCUUAUUAGACGGUCUGCAGGAAGAUCUUAGCAGGAUCAAAAAGAAGCCAUAUAUCGAAAAGCCAGAUUCUACCGAUGAGAUGGUCAACGAUCCCAAUGCCAUUCGCGCAAUGGCAGAAAAAGUCUGGGAUAUAACUAAAAAGCGUGACGAUUCCGUCAUUGCCGACCUUUUCACCGGUCUGUACAAGUCGACACUCGUUUGUCCAGAAUGCGGGAAAGUCAGCAUUACGUUCGACCCAUUUAACAAUUUGACCCUGCCUCUACCUGUGGAAAACAAAUGGACUUUCACCAUUAUAUUUUGUCCACUGAAUGACCGGCCGAUUAAUAUCAGAGUUGAGCUAGACAAACAUGCCAGCAUCAAAGCUCUCAAGGAGUUUUUGUCUGCUAAGACAGGCGUACCAGCCGAGCGCUUGUUCGGCGCAGAAGAAUGGAGCGGAAAAUUCUACAAGUUCUACUCUGAUCUUGCCUCUGUUUCCGAGGAAAUUGCCGACAGGGAUCAUGUUUGGUUCUUUGAGUUGGAAGCCAAACCCACCAACUACGGUGGCAAGGCACCAAAACCACAAAAAUAUGGUGUAACAGUUAGGUCAUUAGUUGACGAAGAGGAACACAACUCUUCAGCAUCGUGGGAUGAUGAACAAGCCAGGAAGUUACUUGUUCCGGUCUUUCACCGGGUUGUGUUACCUAAGAAGACAGCUUACCACUCGAUCAAAUUCGAGAGGGCAUGCGUUCCGCACUUCAUUAUUGUCUCACCCGAAGAGGCUCGAAGUGAAGACGCCAUUCGCCGCAAGAUAUUAGAAAAAGUAGCGACGUUCACGACACGCGAUAUUUUCUCACGUGAGGAGUCCGAUGGGUCUGACAGCACGGAACCCGAAAUGAUAGGGUUAGGCGGUUCGGACGCUGGAUCAUCUAACGAAGGCCGAGUCGUUGCCCAGUCUGUUAAAGGCGAGGAUGACAUGGUCGAUGUGCAGAUGAACGACGCUAGUGACGACAAAGGUCCUAACGGAAGCAAAUCCUCCUCUAGACAACCAUACUACAACAAAAGACCCUCGUGGGUGGACACCAACAAAUUCUUACCCCCCCAAAUACAGAACUUGUUUGACUUGUCCUAUACUUCGGAACCGGGCGCCUGGCUACCAACCGGUAUGAACGCUGGUAGCGAGGACAGGCAGUACCCAAGACUCUCGACUAGAGCUCCAAUCGACUCUCCGUCGUCAGAAGAUCUCGACAAUGCGACAAACGGCACAGCCUCAAACGAGGAGUCUAGCUCAGAUGAGUCGCCUCAGCGAAGUUCAGAACAAGCUCUUACGCGGAUGAAUGAGGAAAGUGACGAAGAAAACAUAAAUCCAGUUACUAAGUCCACAAUGCAAAACCAAAGACAGGGUAAACCAGCCAAGUAUAAGGGUAAGAACGGACGCGGCCAGAAGCACUCUAAACAACCUAAAUCCUACGGGAAGGGUAGCAAGAAGAAACUCCGCCAACAACAACGUCAGAAUAAAGAGAGAGAACAAAACCUGGACGCCCAGUACGCUUUCAACACUAACGACACCGGCCCCGAUGGAGGUCCCUUAAUCCGACUUAAAGAGGCUCUCGUUGUUGACUGGUCUGAGGAUGCCUACUUCCGCGUUUUCGGUGAAUCCAAUGGCAAAGAUCCAAACGGUGUACCUGUUACUCUAUUUUCGACAUGGGGACAAGACUAUUGUGAGACCCUACCUGACCCCGAACUGGAGAAGGCCCAGGCGGCGCGAACUAAGAGGCGCAAACACGGCACAUCCCUCGAGGCAUGUCUUGACGAAUUCGAAAGAGAGGAAGUUUUAUCUGAACAGGAUAUGUGGUAUUGUCCCCGCUGCAAGGAACAUCGACGCGCUACCAAGAAGUUCGACCUAUGGAAAACGCCAGAUAUCUUAAUUAUCCACCUAAAGCGAUUUAGCUCCAGUGGCUUUAGGAGAGAUAAAUUGGAGGUUUUAGUGGACUAUCCCCUCGAAAACUUAGAUAUCACUUCCCGGGUGCUUCAAAAGGAAGAUGGUAAGCUGGAAGUCUACGAUCUUAUCGGAGUUGACCUCCACUGGGGUGGCUUAGGCGGUGGUCAUUACACCGCCCAUGCGAAGAACUUCGUAGACGGCCAAUGGUACACAUAUAACGAUUCCUCGGUGCACCAUGUCGCUCCUAACAGGAUCGUUGAAUCAGCUGCGUACUUGUUAUUCUACCGCAGACGAUCCGAUAAGCCCCUUGGCGGUCCUCGGUUCCAGCGGAUAUUGGACAGUUUUUCUGAGUCCGAGUCUGACGACGAAUUGCCACAAUCGGGGGAAGGUCAGCGUCUCGGCGAAGGCUCCUCCCGGAUUGGGUCGUCGAGCGCACCACAAGGAGUAAAAGCUACUCGCCUGCCAGGAAAGGCUGGUGGUAAUUCAACCAUGGAUUUAGUCCUUGCCAACCCAACUAACGACUGGAAGGGAGCCAAUAACAUCAAUGGUGUCACCGGGAAUUCUACUCGAGGUAUCCACCAGAGCAUUGAAGAAGACGAAGGUAUCGACCUAACCGAAGACCAAGUGCGAUCAGACGGCUUCCAACCACUUACAAACAGCAAUUCUUGGAGCUUUAACAAACUGGUCAGCGAAGCCGGUACUGAUACCGAGAAUGUCCCCGAGGAGAGUCCUUUUGAUUCCGGCGCUGCUUCGGACGAGGCCCAGCAUGAUUCAUCUGGCGACGAACGAUUGCAUAGUCCGCGCAUUCUCGACUUUGACUCAAGCCCCGAGCCCAAGUAUCCAGGCAUGUCUUCUUAUGAAUUACCACCCCAAGCCGGGACAAACCAGAAUUCUUUCAACGAGCCAUCAUAUUCUGAGUAUCGUAACGGAAUAACGGAAGAUGAUAGUAACCAGAUCUGGGAUCAGAAUCAGAAAAUUCACGCAAUUCCACCUGACGGGGAAAUUGACGCGCCAUCUGAAGAUGCGGCGGAAAUCCACCUAGAUGAUGAUGAUAAGAUCAAACUAGGAUAG
Messenger RNA from Hypoxylon trugodes, 8067 nucleotides. RefSeq names its product ubiquitin carboxyl-terminal hydrolase-like protein. The transcript has 9 exons. Lineage: Eukaryota; Fungi; Ascomycota; Sordariomycetes; Xylariales; Hypoxylaceae. Gene Ontology annotation, biological process: peptide catabolic process; protein deubiquitination. Gene Ontology annotation, cellular component: mitochondrion; cytosol. The record is from RefSeq and is a predicted model, not a curated record. The coding region runs from base 1 to 8067 and encodes 2688 amino acids. Gene Ontology annotation, molecular function: metalloendopeptidase activity; metal ion binding; cysteine-type deubiquitinase activity.